Pan troglodytes (chimpanzee) is the source of this 5643-nucleotide messenger RNA. RefSeq names its product docking protein 2 (gene DOK2). Bases 3967 to 5205 code for a protein of 412 amino acids. The transcript is spliced from 5 exons. NCBI's taxonomy places the organism in Eukaryota, Metazoa, Chordata, Mammalia, Primates, Hominidae. Gene Ontology annotation, biological process: positive regulation of MAPK cascade; Ras protein signal transduction; cell surface receptor protein tyrosine kinase signaling pathway. The record is from RefSeq and is a predicted model, not a curated record. Gene Ontology annotation, cellular component: cytoplasm.
UGUUGGCCAAGCUGGUCUGGAACUGCUGACCUCAGGUUAUCCGCUCGCCUCUGCCUCCCAAAGUGCUGGGAUUACAGGUGUGAGCCACUGCGCCUGGCCAGAACAUUUUUUUAAAAUCAUAAUUCAGAUAAUUUACACUCCUACUUAAAAUCCUUAAGUGGCCUCAUGUUGCAUUUAGAAUUCGAAUCUUUGCUGUGGCUCAAGAGGUCGUAUGAGCUGACCUCACUCUACCAUGCCCCCUCUGGCUCAAUGCUCUGUGGUCAUUCUGGCCUUGCAGUUCUGCAAAGCCAGGAUCUCCUGCCUCAGGGCCUUUGCACUUGCAGUAACUUCUGCCUGGAUUGGUUUCCCUUCAGAUCGUGAAAUGGCUGGCUCACUCUCCUCAUGGACUUUUCAGCUCACUUGUCACCUCUCAGAGAGCCUUUUCUCACCACCCUCUUGAAAGUUGUCCCCUGUGCCUAUCACUAUCACAGCAUUGAUCACUGUCCAAAACUACAUAUUAUUACUCUUUCAUUAUCAGUCCCUCCAACUAAAAGCAGACAUAGUAUAAACAACGAUUCUGUCUAUGUUGUAUCCCUAGUACCUCUGCACAGAGUAGAUGCUCAGUAAAUAAUUGUUGAGGCGGGGCAUGGUGGCUCACACCUUUAAUCCCAGCACUUUGGGAGGCUGAGGGGGGUGGAUCAACUGAGGUCAGGAGUUUGAGAGCAGCCUGGCCAACAUGGUGAAACCCCAUCUCUACUAAAAAUAAAAAAAAUUAGCCAGGCAUGGUGGUGCGCGCCUGUAAUCCCAGCUACUCAGGAGGCUGAGGCAGGAGAAUGGCUGGAACCCAGGAGAUGGAGGUUGCAGUGAGCCGAGAUUGUGCCACUGCAUUACAGCCUGGACGACAGAGUAAGACUCCAUCUCAAAAAAUAAAUUUAAAAAACUGUUGAAUGUAUUAACUUCUUUAUGUCUCAUUCUAGGGUGCAUGUGGGUUUCAUAUGAAGACAUAAAGCAUUCUAAAUAUUAUGUCACUGUUAGGUAACAUGUUAUGUUAUGUUAUGUUAUGUUAUAGGCCCUUCCUCUCAGCGGGUUUCUAGAACUGGGUUCUCUCUUUCCUUAGUACUGAGAAAAGUGAUAGACUUAAUGGAGAAAGGGUGGGGGCUACAAAUGAAGCUCAAGAGACUGGCAUUGUCCCUCUCCCACACCCCACAGUCAGGGACCACUGGGGGUGGAAGGGGCAGGGAUGGGAUCCUUCAGAACACACGCUCACUGAUUCUUUCGCUCAGUCCUUCACCUGUCUCAGGCCCACAUCAGUUCUCUGCCUAUCCUAUACGUACUUACCUGUUGUGUGCCCAGAACUACCCCUUAGCUAGCUUCCCUACCUGCACAUCAUUUGAGGGUUACCUAAUCCCCAAGCCUGCCCAAGGAGUCAGACACAGUCUCCUCUCCUCCUUCCUUUGUUGCCCCAAAGACAAGGUCCCAGCCCUCUUAUGUUAGGAUUGGGUUGCUAAUCACCGCAGCAGAAUAGUAAUGAAAAUUUCUUGGAGCUGUGGUUCCUGACUCCUGCUGAGAGAAACCAUUGUAAGGAACAGGAUCCCAGUGGCUUAGAAUGAGCCACAGGUGGGGUUUGGAGUGCCUUUUCCUUUCCCGUAAAAACAAAGACAAGCCAAGAGGCACCCUCAACUCCUUUACAAUGCUUUUUCUACACAUCAUUGGUGCCUGCGGACCCUAAGGGCUUCUCAUUCUGUGCGCUUCUGCUGUGUCUUGGAGCAAUGUCUCCGGGCUCCUGUUUACAGGGUUUCCCCAUGGCUAGGCAGAAGGUACUGGGGUUAGUGCUUCUACAUCAGGGUCGCCACAAAUCCUGCUAGGGACAGUUGAAGGGGCCUAGAAGGACUGCAAGGGUGUUGCUCUUGGUAUAUAUUCUGCCGCCCUAUCUUCUGCAGUCAACGGCUAAACUCCUCCAGCUUCCAUAAGCAAGGGAUGACAAGGGAGUGUCUGGAUUGCCUGGGGUUCAGGCCUCCGGGUUUAAACAACUUUCAAGUAAUCUGGUAAACUUGGGUGCCCCCCUGUGGUUCUGAGUGGAAUGUGUCCAUUUUGUCUUCAGGGAAGGCGAUCAGGGUAGCAGGGGACAUCCUCUGUCACCUUGCUACUCAGUGUGGUUUGGCCCACCCACCACCGGCAGCAUCUCAGGGCUCAUUCCAGACCUACUUUAUUGGAGUCUACUUUGAACAAGAUCUACAUGUUACAGUUUGGAAGGCACUGCUCUGGCAGCCCCUAAGAUGGCCAUAAAGCCCUCCUCUUCUCACUCCCUGCACCAAAGACCAUGCAGCUCCCAGGCAGAGUUGACUCUCCUUAGGGACUAAAGAGGAAGAUUAGGUCACAUCCCAUUUCCAUACCCCUAACCACUUGCCAAGGUGUGCUUUUCCCAAAACAGUAUGCUUGGUUCUCCCUUGAGCUUUGGAUCAACCUCUUCAAACCCAGGCAUCACGGCUGAGGGCAGUGAGUUUGAAGUGACUCAUCCUUGUCCUCACAGAGCUCAUGACAUUCAUUUUUUUCAAGCUUAUUUGGUCCAGUCCAUGGCAUGUACAGCAGAAGGCCUAAGCUGUGCACGGUGCUGCUCGCUCCUUGCCAGGGUAACUGAACCCCUGUUGUAGAGGAAAUGGGCCUGUUUAUAUAAGCACCUGUUAUGGGAUUAACCCCAAGAGUGUUGGUCUGAGUCUCAGUUUUUUCCAACCCUUCUGCACCGUGCCUCCAUACAGAUUGCUUCUCUAAACCAUCUGGCUUUAAGUUAAACUUCUCUGAGCAGCUGGGAUUUCCCUACAGCAAUGGAUCUUUUUGCAUGGAUCUGGAUUCCAUUUAGGGGCCCUGCAAAAUGUUGAAUUAAAGAUCAGGAGCCCUCGUCUCUACUUCUUCCUCUGCCCCCAACUACCUCUGUGACCUCAGGCAAGUUGCAAAUUAGUGUGUUCAUACCUGCCCUGCCUUUGUCAAAGGAUGGCGUGGCUGAUGAAAAGUGUGUGCCUAGAAGCUUUGCGAGCUACGAAGCACCUUCGGUAACUAUGAAGCAUUUUCAAAAUGUAUAUGAAAGUGAUUGCUAUUGAAACUUAAGAUAAUUUGCAGAUGAAACCUAAGCAUCUUUCUAAUGCUCAGGAAUGCUUGCAAGAAGGCAAAAAUCCAACAGUUGAGAUGUACUUGGGGAGUCAGUCCCUUCUCCAGAGGGGAUGAUCAUCUUUCUAGAAUCUUUACAGGGUUGGUGUGAGUGUGUGUUGUUGGCAGACAGGGAGUGCUCGCAUGUAGUUAAACGGUUGCCUCUCUCUCUCUCUCUCUCUCUCUCUCUCUCUCUCUCUCUCUCUCUCUCUCUGUGUGUGUGUGUGUAUGUGAAACUGGUAUCUGGUUAGGCCCACAUGAGCUGUCUUAUGUGUCUCUCUGUGUAAUGCCGUGUGUGUCAUUCAGCUGUUAAGCGUUGAGAGACCUGGGUUCUGGUUUGGUGGCCUUGAAUAAAUCCCUCAGACUUUCCAAGCCUGUUUCCUUAUUUGUAACUUAGUGGUUUGUCCCUUCCAACUUGCGUACAGCUUGUUGGGGGGCCCUUCGCUACUGAUUUCACUGUCUAGUUUGGUUUCUGGGUCUCUGUUCCAGUGGGCCAGCCACUCUUUGCUGGCGCCUCCCUGUGCCAACUUCUGUACCUGAAUUGUUGCUCACUGAAGAGCUGGCAUUUAGCUUUUUGGAAAUUUUCUCUAACUCACUGGAAAUGCAGGAAGCUUGAGUAUAAAACUCACUCAGAAAAAAAAAAAAAAAAGAAAAAAAAGAACACACACUCAGAAGAAACCGCAGGGCCUAUCAGCCUGUCGUCAUCGAGCAGACUAGAAUAGUGUAGAAAACCCUAGGCAGAGAGGAAAUGAACUUCAGAGAAGGGAAACACACGGCUGAGAAGAGAGAGGCAAGGGCAGGAGUGAAGGAGAGAGCUGAAGCCUGGGUCUCCGAGAUGGUCAGAGGAUGGGAGACGGGGCAGUGAAACAAGGCUUCUUGUAUCUUCAGCAGCAGCAGACGUUUGGAAAGAAAUGGCGCCGCUUCGGCGCCUCACUGUAUGGAGGGUCGGACUGCGCCUUGGCCCGGCUGGAGCUGCAGGAGGGCCCGGAGAAGCCUCGUCGGUGUGAGGCUGCCCGGAAGGUCAUCCGCCUCAGUGACUGCCUGCGGGUGGCCGAGGCCGGCGGAGAGGCCAGCAGCCCCCGGGACACCAGUGCCUUCUUCCUGGAGACCAAGGAGCGCCUGUACCUCCUGGCGGCCCCUGCAGCGGAGCGCGGCGACUGGGUGCAGGCCAUCUGCCUCCUGGCCUUCCCCGGGCAGAGGAAGGAGCUCUCGGGGCCAGAGGGAAAGCAGAGCCGGCCCUGCAUGGAGGAAAAUGAAUUGUACAGCAGCGCAGUCACAGUCGGCCCCCACAAGGAAUUUGCUGUGACCAUGAGACCUACAGAAGCCAGUGAGAGGUGCCACCUGCGGGGGUCCUAUACCCUCCGGGCUGGGGAGAGUGCCCUUGAGCUGUGGGGUGGGCCCGAGCCAGGGACCCAGCUGUACGACUGGCCCUACAGGUUUCUGCGGCGCUUUGGGCGGGACAAGGUAACCUUUUCCUUUGAGGCAGGCCGUCGCUGUGUCUCUGGAGAGGGCAACUUUGAGUUCGAAACCCGGCAAGGCAAUGAGAUCUUCUUGGCCCUGGAAGAGGCCAUCUCUGCCCAGAAGAAUGCUGCACCCGCUACACCCCAACCCCAGCCGGCCACAAUCCCCGCCUCGCUGCCCCGGCCUGAGAGCCCCUACUCUCGGCCGCAUGACUCACUGCCGCCGCCUUCACCCACCACACCGGUGCCUGCUCCACGGCCUCGGGGCCAGGAGGGGGAGUAUGCCGUGCCCUUCGAUGCGGUGGCCCGUUCCUUGGGGAAGAACUUCAGGGGCAUCUUGGCAGUCCCUCCUCAGCUCCUGGCCGACCCUCUGUAUGACAGCAUUGAGGAGACCCUGCCCUCUCGACCUGACCACAUAUACGAUGAGCCCGAGGGAGUGGCUGCCCUGUCCCUCUAUGACAGCCCGCAGGAGCCCCGGGGUGAGGCAUGGAGGAGGCAGGCGACAGCUGACAGGGACCCUGCUGGCCUCCAGCAUGUCCACCCAGCCGGGCAGGAUUUCUCUGCUUCUGGCUGGCAGCCAGGAACCGAGUAUGACAAUGUUGUACUUAAGAAAGGCCCAAAGUGACAGAGGCAGCGGAGGGAUGGUCCACCGCCCCCUGGCUUCUGCUGGUGACUCCUCCUGACCACUGCAUCAGAAGAACCUCCUCUGCCCCUUCUGGAGCCCGAGGUCUGGCCUGUCUUCAUUGGGGCUGAUAAAUUGCCUCUCCCAGGGCCUGCUGGGUGAGUCACCAUCCCAAAGCAGGAAGGGUGCCCUGGAGAGAACCACCCUCCUCCUACUCUUUUUCCACUUCCUCCUCUUUCUUUCCCCAGCUGAGGAGGAACCUGGGGCAUUUAGGGCAGAGGACAAAAGGAUGUCAGCAAUUGCUUGGGCUGCUUGGCUAUGCAAGCCUCCUGCCUGCUGAUGGCCACUUCAGGGACAGCCUGGGCCCAGGCACCCAGGGGGAUGGCGGCAGCUUCCUGCACCUUUCAGAUUUCUUGGUGGCAUUAAAGCAUUUUCAGAACA